Entrophospora candida is the source of this 292-nucleotide messenger RNA. The record is from the annotation of a GenBank genome assembly. Lineage: Eukaryota; Fungi; Glomeromycota; Glomeromycetes; Entrophosporales; Entrophosporaceae.
GGCUGAAGUACUUGAUUCAACUGUUUUUCGUGUGGGAAUUAUAGCAGCUUUUCAUUCAAAAAAACUUGAUUCAAAAACUAUUGGCAUUAUGAUUGCUGCUUCUCAUAACCCUGAACAAGAUAAUGGUGUUAAACUUGUUGUAAACUCUUCCAAUAAUUUAUCAUCAGCUAUUCCAAUCUUAGGAACAAAGCUUAUUAGUAAAGAAUUAUUUUAUUUACUAAGGAAUUAUACAUUUGAGAUGUGGAUCAUAGAAGUUGACCUUGUUUCCAUUGUCCAUGCCUCACCAACCUAA